GGGCUGGAAAGUACCGCGUCAUCGCACUUCGUCACAUGGUCACGUGUGACUGCAGUGGGGCGAGUGGGCGGGUCUGCGCGGCAACGUUCCCAGUGACGUCAUCGAGUGCGGUUGGCCUUAAUUUCACCAAAAUGGCGUCAGUAAGGUGAAUGGAAAAGAAACACAGUCUCUGUCGGUUUCUUAGCGCGAGGAGAGAGCUUCUCUCUUACCUUUACCCUUUUUCUGUUCCAUGUAUGACAUUGGUUUUAGUCUUUUGGGAUAUUACAAAAAGGACUGUAUUUAGUUAGCAGCUUUCCAGUAGAACGGAGAAGUAGGAUGGUAAUAUCAUGACACAGAGUAAGAAGAAGAAGCGGGCGAAUCGCAGUCUCCUGCUGGCCAAGAAGAUCAUCAUCAAGGAUGGAGGGACGCCCCAAGGUUUUGGAGCUCCCAGUGUUUAUCAUGCUGUGAUUGUCAUCUUUUUGGAGUUCUUUGCUUGGGGUUUGCUUACAGCACCCACACUGGUGGUGCUGCAUGAGACCUUUCCAAAGCACACUUUUCUGAUGAAUGGCUUGAUCCAGGGAGUGAAGGGUUUGCUGUCCUUCCUGAGUGCACCGCUGAUCGGAGCUCUUUCAGAUGUUUGGGGGAGGAAGUCCUUCCUCCUGCUCACCGUCUUCUUCACAUGUGCUCCCAUCCCACUCAUGAAGAUCAGCCCUUGGUGGUACUUUGCAGUCAUCUCGGUGUCUGGAGUGUUUGCUGUGACGUUCUCUGUGAUUUUUGCCUAUGUGGCCGACAUCACUCAGGAGCACGAACGCAGCAUGGCCUACGGAUUGGUCUCGGCCACAUUCGCCGCCAGCCUCGUGACUAGCCCAGCCAUCGGGGCCUACCUCUCCCGGGAGUACGGCGACAGCCUGGUGGUGGUGUUGGCUUCGGCCAUUGCCAUGUUGGACAUCUGCUUCAUCCUGGUGGCGGUGCCCGAGUCGCUGCCUGAGAAGAUGAGGCCGGCAUCCUGGGGGGCACCCAUCUCUUGGGAGCAGGCCGACCCCUUCGCUUCUCUGCGGAAAGUGGGCCAGGACUCUACAGUGCUGCUCAUCUGUAUCACCGUGUUCCUCUCCUACCUACCUGAGGCGGGCCAGUACUCCAGCUUCUUCCUUUAUCUUCAGCAGAUAAUGGACUUUUCUCCUGAAAGUGUUGCAGCCUUUAUUGCUGUCCUUGGAUUGCUGUCUAUUAUUGCACAGACUGUGGUGUUAAGUUUAUUGAUGCGAUCCAUUGGGAACAAGAACACUAUCUUACUAGGUCUGGGAUUCCAGAUCCUGCAGCUUGCCUGGUACGGCAUAGGCUCGGAGCCAUGGAUGAUGUGGGCAGCAGGAGCUGUGGCAGCCAUGUCCAGUAUUACAUUCCCAGCAAUCAGUGCUCUUGUGUCUCGAACCGCAGACCCUGACCAGCAAGGGGUCGGCCAGGGCAUGAUCACUGGUAUCCGCGGCCUCUGUAACGGCCUUGGACCAGCUCUCUACGGCUUCAUUUUCUACAUCUUUCACGUGGAGUUAAAAGCGGUGGCUGAUGACAGCCAAGAGUUGCAACACCACACUCAGAUCAAACAGCAGAGUGCAAUAAUCCCAGGCCCGCCCUUCCUGUUCGGAGCCUGUUCAGUGCUGCUCGCCCUGCUGGUGGCUCUCUUUGUCCCUGAGCACACCCACCUGGCUCCACGUCCCGGUAGCUGGAAGAAGCACACUUCACCCCCUGGCCACCCACAUAGCCCACAGCCCCCCGGAGAGGCCAAAGAGCCUCUUCUCCAGGACACUAAUGUGUGAGGAAUGACCCCUUCCUGCUCACUUCGCACAUGGGAAAACCACGGUGGACCACUUUUUGCGUCAGAUUUAAAGGAAUAUAUUUUAAAAGAAUUGCUAGUAUUUAAUAGCCACUUUUUUAUGUAUUGUUGCAUAAAAAGAUUUUAAAUGGGCGCGUCUCACUCAGGGAUAUAUACCUGGUAAGACAGGGCUGUGUCUGAACACAGUGUGUUCACCAAUCAGUUUCUGCUGCAGCGAGAAAAGGCUGCGCAGCACAGGUCUUCGGACUCCAUCGUUCUGGGCCUUUGGGCAGGACGGCACGUCUGACGGUGCACGUGAGUGAAAUAAGACCGGGAAAGGCAUCUUCAACUUUCCACUGGGCGCAUCCGCAGAAUGUGCGAAGCAAAAGUGAAAUGGAUUGAACAGUUCUGCGGUUGCAUUCUAAGUACCUUAGUUUUGAUCACGUGUAAUAGUUGCCUGAGCAUUUAUGACCCAUUUGUUUUGUUUACUUCCGUAAUUGUCAACAGUUGGACAGUACUUGGUGGAGAGGAAAACUUGGUGGCACUGCAGGUGCCCCCAGCUCCUGGUGUCAGUGGAAAUUCACAUAAGCCUUGUGCUAUCUCAAGUAUUUAGAACCUCCCUACUUAAAAGUAAGCUAGAAAAUGUUUAUGGCCAAGUUGUGUACUGUUUAAUCUUGCAUAUUUAUGGCAAAAUGUUUACAUACCAGAUGUUUAACAGUGUUUUGCCUUUAAAGCAUUCUGUCAACAUUUAGACUUGUGUAAAAAUCUGAUACUGUAUAGCUUUUGAAAGUGGAAACUUAUCAGUGGCCUUCUGUAUAAAUUGUCAUAAACCAUGCUAAUCUGCCAAAUAGCUGAAAUAUUACAAGGAAUUGUGACUUGUGUAGUUUUGUGAGAUUCAGUUAUUUAUAACUGAUGUACUGUAAUAUUGAAAAAUUACUGGAUUUUUGUUUCAUCUGCAUUGUGGUUCUGCUGCCUUUUGUUUUAAAUU
Messenger RNA from Scleropages formosus (Asian bonytongue), 2771 nucleotides. It is a transcript of the gene slc71a1-1, whose product is annotated as major facilitator superfamily domain containing 14A 1. Gene Ontology annotation, molecular function: transmembrane transporter activity. The transcript has 12 exons. Gene Ontology annotation, cellular component: membrane. Bases 327 to 1787 code for a protein of 486 amino acids. Gene Ontology annotation, biological process: transmembrane transport. The record is from RefSeq and is a predicted model, not a curated record. Lineage: Eukaryota; Metazoa; Chordata; Actinopteri; Osteoglossiformes; Osteoglossidae.